Talaromyces amestolkiae is the source of this 7218-nucleotide messenger RNA. RefSeq lists its product as uncharacterized. The transcript has 15 exons. Gene Ontology annotation, molecular function: peroxidase activity; heme binding. The record is from RefSeq and is a predicted model, not a curated record. Lineage: Eukaryota; Fungi; Ascomycota; Eurotiomycetes; Eurotiales; Trichocomaceae. The coding region runs from base 1 to 7218 and encodes 2405 amino acids. Gene Ontology annotation, biological process: response to oxidative stress.
AUGAUGACGGAGACCACGAGCAUUAUUACAUCACAACUUGCACCUGGCCAGACCGAAUUGAUUCUUCCCAAUGGCUACCAGGUUCAGAUCAUUGACUCAUAUGCUGAUAUUGUCGGUUCCCAUUCAAAUAUGGUCAAGAAGUACCAAUAUGCCGCGUUGAUACGAGAAGAGCACCAGCUUCUCGUCUGGAACGAUGAUCUGAAUGCUAUCCUCAACCACGCUGCCGAUGUAGAGAGCAAGUUGUUAUCUUUGAUAUGGGGAAGUCCCAUCCCAACAUUCAACCUUCAGGCGUUACCCGUGAUGACACCCGGAGAAUCAGUCGUGGCGUCGCCCAGCGAUUCAUUAUAUCAUCUGGCUCUCGAUUCGAGAGAGUCACCAGCUGCAGCAGACGAAUCUGGUACAUCUCGCGAUGCUUCCCCCAGAAGAAUGAUAAAUGAGGAAGUCAAGCGCCCGAAGGAGUCACUAGAACGGCCACUGGCAGUAACUAGUGCGAUCUUUGUUGGAAUGGCUGGAAUGCUUCUUGUCAUUCUCCUUCUUGGAUUUGGCAUCUCUAAUCUGCUUUUGGAAUACUCGGUUGAUGGGGGUGCAAUGCGAUUUGCACUAACGGCGACGAUACCAUUUUUCCUCUUGUUCAGUAUAUUUUUCAUGAUUGUCAUCUUCACAGAUAUUUUCCAAGCGGUCGGACCAGUCAAGACGCUAAAAAGUAAUUCGCGUUUCUACUCUCCGAUUGCCCCGGACCUCAAAAUGGCAUAUUCCCUCGGCUUUACGCCGCCGCGUGUCACCAUUCAAAUGCCCAUCUAUACCGAGUCGCUCGAAGGUGUUAUCAAGCCUACCAUCAGUAGUUUGAAGACAGCAAUAUCUCACUAUGAGUCACAUGGAGGUACUGCGAACAUCUUUAUCAAUGACGAUGGCUUUGCCUUGCUCUCGGAAGAAGAAAAGCAUGACCGAAUCAACUUCUAUCAUGACAACAACAUCGGCUGGGUUGCCCGACCUAAAAACAACGAGGACGGUUACGUUCGAAAGGGAAAAUUCAAAAAAGCUUCCAACAUGAAUUUUGCCUUGAAUGUCUCGAAUAAAGUAGAAAUGGAGCUUAUUCAGCGUAUGACUCCAACGUUGGAAAAGUCUGAUAUGGUUGAUCCUAUGGAGGAAGAGUUGAUUUAUCGGGAGGCUUUCAAUCACGUUAUCCAAUCUGACCCUCGCAUCCGUGGAGCUGGUGGCGAUAUUCGUGUGGGAGAAUUCAUUUUGAUAGUCGACUCAGAUACUCGAAUACCCGCCGACUGCCUUCUUUACGGUGCGGCCGAGAUGUUUUUGAGCCCCGAGGUCGCCAUUAUCCAGCAUUCUACUAGCGUGAUGCAAGUUUCACAAGAUUAUUUCGAGAACGGUAUCACUUACUUCACCAACCUUAUCUACUCAGCGAUCCGUUUUGCAGUUGGGAGUGGUGAAACUGCUCCCUUUGUUGGUCACAAUGCCUUUCUUCGAUGGCAAGCUGUUCAAUCCGUCGGCCGGCCAGAUGAUGGAUACGUCAGUUUCUGGUCCGAAAGCCAUGUAUCAGAAGACUUCGAUAUCGCGCUACGUCUCCAGAUUCAAGGGAACGUAAUUCGCUUGGCUAGCUAUCAUAAUGACGAGUUUAAGGAAGGCGUUUCUCUUACAAUAUAUGACGAGCUGUCACGUUGGGAAAAAUAUGCCUAUGGAUGCAAUGAAUUAGUCUUUAACCCCGUCCAUACAUGGUUUUAUAGGGGUCCCCUGACCAAGCUGUUCAUGACUUUCUUAUGGUCCAACCUUCAACUAUCGUCCAAGAUUACCAUCUUAGGAUACAUUUCAUCGUACUAUGCUUUAGCUUCUGGAUUCCCCUUGACUGUGCUCAAUUACUUCCUCGUCGGCUGGUUUGAAGGUUACUUGGAUAAGUUCUACAUGGAGUCAUGGAAAGUUUUUCUCAGUUUGCUGGUCGUAUUCUCCGCAGCCGGAAAUGUCUGCCUAGCCAUGAUUCGAUACCGCCUUGGAGAGAAGCCGUUGCUGUCGUCCCUUGUUGAGAAUUUCAUGUGGAUGCCCAUGUUCGCCAUUUUCUUUGGUGGACUUUCCUUCCAUCUGAGCCUAGCGAUUCUAUCUCACAUGUUUGGUAUCAACAUGUCUUGGGGCACCACGGCAAAGGAAAAAGAUGAUUCAAACUUCUUCAAAGAAGUCCCCAAAAUCUUCAAGAGCUUCAAAUGGAUGUACGCUGUUGUGCUACCAUUCUUCCCUGCUAUGAUCUACUUGGCCUGUUUUGCACCCCACGGCUGGACAAUUACGGAAGUUGGUGCUAUUGCGCGAGCCUUUUCUGCAGCUAUCACGCCAUGCUCAUUCUCACCACAAGGCCCGACGAGGAUUUCCUCAGCGGAAUGGCUUCGCACGGCUUUCCACGACAUGGCUCCCGGUAACGUCUUCACUGGGGUCGGUGGUUUAGAUGCAUCUUUGCAGUAUGAGUUGGGAGGAGAUGGUGGUGAGAACAUUGGAACUGCAUUUAAUACGACUCUACUUUCCUUCACACCAUUUUUUUCUUCUCGCGCGUCGCUGGCCGAUAUCAUUGCAUUGGGUGUAUAUGCAUCCGUCCGGGUUUGCGACGGCCCUAUCAUCCCGAUUCGGACAGGACGCGUGGAUGCCACUGCAGCUGGACCGAUAGGAGUGCCGUUACCACAAAAUUCACAGUAUACUUUCAUUCAGCAAUUCUCGCGGAUGGGAUUCAAUGUGUCGGAAAUGAUUGCCCUGACAGCUUGCGGUCACACUAUCGGUGGUGUUCACGCUGGGAACUUCCCUGAGGUGCUUCAGUCAGGGACCGUUCCCAAUGACUACCAGCACUUUGAUUCCACGACAAUAUUUGAUGAGAAGAUCGCCUCUGAGUAUAUCGGUGGAAACACCUCAGAUCCUCUGGCUGGGCCCUUGGCAAUAAAGAAUACAUACGACUCAGACAUAUCGGUAUUUACCGCGGAUGACAACGCUACAAUCAGUCUUAUGGCCGACCCGACAUACUUUCAAUCCCGCUGUCAAGUGAUGCUCCAGCGAAUGAUCGAGGUUGUACCGCCUGGGGUUCUCCUCACGGACCCAAUUGCUCCAUAUGAGGUCAAACCGAGUAACCUACAAUUGACAAUACAGCCAGGUGGAACUCAGCUUCAAUUUACUGGUGACAUCCGUGUCCGAACAACCGACCUCAGUGGUACUAUUUCGAAUGUUCAGCUCGUAUAUGUUGACCGCAACGGCGCGUCCACUUGUGGAUCCUGUGUUAUUAGCACACAGUAUGCUGGAACGGCGAAUGGCUUUGAUGAUUCUUUUACUUUCUAUAGCUUUUCCUCAACAUUGUCGGCGACGACUUCAAUUUCGGCAUUCAUUGUACAGGUCACAGCGGGCGGUAAAACAGUGACAUAUAAUAAUAAUGGUGAUGGAUAUCCAAUCCAAGAUAAUAUUUUGUUUCAGAGUCCUCAGAGUUGCAUCGCAAACUCAUCUGACAGUAACGGAAAUUACAAAAUGACAAUCACGGCCGCGGUCCGCAACACAACCACGUCGGAAUCUGCAACACUUUCUGUGGAGAUGAAGACACCUCGAUCCUGCUGUGUCGUGCCAGGUUUAUCCACUAUUAAUGUGACGAUGGAAAAUACAGCAACAAUUGGGGCCUACAGCUUGUAUAUCGGGACUUAUGAUCUGACACCUGACCAGAUUACGACAUCCAAAUUUGGUGUCUCUGUUGGGCCCUACUCCGAUAGUUUCAAAAACACCGCAUUAACUGGUUCCUGCACAAUACUGAGUGGUUCUAAUCCAGUAGCGUAUGGCUAUCUUGGCUGCUACACCGAUAACGUGAACUCUAGAACCUUGUCGGCCGCGACUAAUAGCGAUAAUAACAUGACACUCUCAGAGUGUUCAAAAUUCUGCAGUGGCUAUCAGUAUUUUGGAGCCGAAUAUACAACGCAGUGUUUUUGCGGCACUACUCUGGGCAGUUCGGGUACAGAGGCUGCGGAGACAGAUUGCAACAUGCCUUGUGGAGGAGACAGCACAGAAACAUGUGGUGGGCCAAAUAGGCUAUCUGUCUACACGAACAACAACUAUGUAACUCCAGGUGGAGCUACGAUACCGGGCUACAAAUAUCUGGGCUGUUACAAUGACACGGCCGCUGCUCGCAGUCUUUCUGGCACAUACACAUAUAGCAACAACAUGACAGUAGAAGCCUGUGCUGCUUUUUGCAAUGGCGCCAAUUAUUUUGGUGUAGAGUACUACGAUGAAUGCUACUGUGGGAAUACCCUUGCAGUUGAUAGCGUCAAUCAGCCAGCUGGAUCUCUACCAACUGGGUUCAGCUACUGUCACGACAAGUUCAAGUCCAAUCUCUUCCAGUACCCAACCAGCAUCUAUAGCGUCCCUGUCUACAUCUGCCACUAUCCCAACAACAAGCACAACUGUUUCAACCAGCGCAGUAGUCUCAUCGUCGUCUACGACGGCAUCCAUCACCAAUUCAGCUACCACGAGCUCUUUAAGUCCAGUUACAUCGAGCAGUACGUCAACUACCGAUCCUCCAUCAUCUUCUACAACUGUMCCUGCCACUCUCUCAGUUACAUCAAGCACAUCUUUAUCUGCCAGCGCAACUACUACCACACCAUUUGUGCUCGGGUACUUCAGAACGAGGGAAUCGUUCAAGGUGGACCCUCGAAUAUGACCGUAGAAAAUUGUGAGGUCGCGUGUCUCGCUGCGGGCUAUAUACUAGCGGGUGUUGAGUACUCUGGAGAAUGUUAUUGUGAUAGCAAAAUUCGCAAUGGCGGGGCCACUGCAACUGAUGGUUAUGCACAAUGCACCAUGGCUUGCAAUGGUAAUGCAACUGAACAGUGUGGCGGUCCUAAUCGUCUAAACCUUUACCAGUACACUUCACCAUCGACAUCAACCACCGCUGCUUCUAUUGUCACAUCUACAACAGCAGUGGUUAGCACAACAACAAGCGGAACUCUGGGUACCAGUGUCAUCUCCACAAGUACCACCAGUGCUACGACGAGUGCGACUGGAUUACCGAGUGGAUGGGCCUACCAGGGUUGCUAUGUGGACAAUAUUGGUGGCUUGCGUUCUAUGCUUGUCCAAGAAAACGAUAAUUCUACUAUGACCGUCGAAUCCUGCAUUGACCAAUGUUUAUCCCUGGGGUAUACUGUGGCAGGAAUGGAAUAUUCGGACCAAUGCUUUUGUGACGACUACGUGCGGAACAAUGCUUCAUUGGCAAGCUCUGAUUCCCAGUGCGCCAUGACCUGUGCAGGGAAUACUAAUGAAAUCUGCGGAGGACCUAAUCUUCUCAGUGUCUAUUCUAACGCAACUAUAAUAGUUCUACCACCUCCUACAGUGCAAACAACCAAUCUACCUGGAUCCUGGGUGUAUAAGGGUUGUCUUCAGGACAACGUCAAUAACACCCGAACAUUUCCUUACCAGAUUACUUACACUACAAACAACUCGGCGACUACCUGUCUUUCCCGUUGUCAAGAGUACGGGUUUCAGGCGGCCGGUAUGGAGUAUGGUGAACAGUGUUUCUGCGGCGAUACCUUCGACAUUGGCGCUGAUGUUCAGAUCGUCCCUGAUUCGCAAUGUGACCUUCUCUGUACCGGUGAUACUAUCCACUAUUGUGGUGCCGGAAACCUCCUUAGUUACUAUGUGUGGGAGGGCGACACUGCCCUGUAUGAGUGGACAUAUGCUACAGGAAAUAACGCUGGUCUUUACCAGUUUCUGAUUGGUGGUGUUGUGGUACCUUUGAUGACGACCGUCAAUAUCAAUGGCAAAGUCACUUUCUUGGAGAAAUGGGGAACUGGGCCGCCAAACACUACUGGUGCCUACGAACUGGAUCUAUUUUAUGAGAAUGAUUUCAAUAGCGCAUGGAGGCCCAUGCACGUAAAGACCGACAUUUUCUGCUCCGCCGGUCUUGUUCUCCCUGAUAAGGCCGGAAGACAACUUACAGUCGGUGGAUGGUCGGGAGUUUCCACCGAAGGAAUCCGACUUUACUGGCCGGAUGGCUCCCCAGGGAAUGCCAGUGUCAAUGACUGGCAGGAAAAUCAGGCCGAACUUUCACUACAGAAUGGUCGUUGGUAUCCUUCUGGUAUGAUAAUGGCCAAUGGCUCCAUCCUUAUUGUUGGUGGUGAGACAGGAUCCAACGGACCGCCAGUGCCUACGCUCGAAAUCCUACCGACAGUUGGCCCCACUCUCUAUAUGGAUUGGCUGGAACGCACCGACCCUAACAAUCUAUACCCAUUUAUGGGAGUCAUGCCUUCCAAAACAAUUCUGGCUGCCUAUUACAAUGAGGCCCGGCUGUUGGAUGAGGCCACGUUCCAGACUAUCCGGACGCUACCAAACAUACCGGGCGCAGUCAAUAACGAUCUCGGGGGACGCACUUAUCCUCUAGAAGGUACCAUGGUGUUCUUUCCUCAGUAUGCUCCAUACACAGAUCCUAUCAGGGUUCUAAUCUGCGGUGGUUCGACUCCUUAUGGCGGCGAUGCUAUUGAUAACUGUGUAUCCAUCGAACCCGACGUUCCAGGACAGAACUGGACAAUCGAACGGAUGCCUUCGAAGCGUGUCAUGACUUGCAUAUCACCUCUUCCGGAUGGCACGUUUCUCAUUUUGAAUGGUGCUCACCAAGGCGUCGCCGGUUUCGGGCUUGCCACUGAUCCCAAUUUUAAUGCUGUCUUAUACGAUCCAGCAAAACCAGUCAACCAGCGUAUGACGGUUAUGGCGAAUACCACCAUUGCUCGGCUCUAUCACUCUGAAGCAAUUCUUCUACCUGAUGGACGUGUACUAGUCUCAGGCUCGGAUCCAGAAGAUGCUACCCACCCUGAAGAAUACCGGGUGGAGGUCUUUAUCCCCCCGUAUCUGCUAUCUGGAGCAACAAGACCAGCAUAUACUAUCACUGAAACUGACUGGGUAUAUGGAGGCAGCUAUACUAUCACAGUGACCGCUGGUAAUGUUGCAAAUCUGAAGAUCUCCCUGAUUGGUCUCAUCUCGAGUACGCACGGAAACAGCUUCGGUCAUCGCACACUCUUUCCAGCCUUUAGCUGCGAGGGUAAUCAAUGUACAAUUACUGCCCCUCCGGACCAGUGGACCUCUCCUCCUGGCUGGUUUCAACUUUUCAUCCUCGAUGGGCCUACUCCUUCCAAAAGCUCCUUCGUUCGGAUCGGAGGUGAUCCCGGCAAACUAGGUGACUGGCCAAAUUUUCCCGACUUCACCGUUCCCGGUGUUUAG